Messenger RNA from Rubroshorea leprosula, 932 nucleotides. Lineage: Eukaryota; Viridiplantae; Streptophyta; Magnoliopsida; Malvales; Dipterocarpaceae. The record is from the annotation of a GenBank genome assembly.
CCCAAUCUUCCUACUUCUGUGGGUGGGUAUUCAUAUUUAAUCAUGAAGCUAGGACCUUUACAGUUUACUAGGAAGGGCUUGUCUGUCGCAAGCACAGCAGCAUGCUUGACCUUCAUCAUCUUUCAAAGUGCAAGUCUUUGCUUGGCAACUACAACUCCUGAACAACUAGCAUUUGCUCUGCGGUGGUUUAUGCUCCCGUUGAAACAUAUUGGUGUUCCAGUAGCUGAAAUUAUCCUGACUCUCAUGCUUUCAUUGAGGUUUAUCAAUCUAGUGUUUGAUGAGGUUCGCAAUGUUGCCUUAGGGAUUGUAUCACGCAGGAUAAAUUGGCAGCAGUUGACAACAAUGGAGACAGUUGACGUUUUGGCCUCCUACAUAAGACGGAUCUUCAAAAAUAUUUUUAGACACGCAGAGCAGAUAUCUCAGGCCAUGAUCGUUAGGGGUUUCAGAGGGGACAGCAACACUCAUAAAAUUUACUUCUUAUCAGGGUCAUCAAUUGGGAUCGCUGAUUUCAUUUCACUGUUUUGCUUGCUUGGUGUCACAAGUGCAGCCCUUUUAUCUGACUAUUUCCUUUUCUAAUACAGUAUAUAAUCUUAUGCUUUCUCCCUGGUAAUUCUUUCCUCAUUUCUAAAUUUGUUUCUUUGUGUCAAAAACUGCUGAGCCGAAAAAAAUUACACUGGAAAAUCUUAAGUAGCAGAACAUGGUUUUUACAGGUUUGCUGCUGAGAUGAAUCAAGCAGUUGUGAGAGCACCUGCUCUUUCUCAUCCAACUUGACCUCAUUUGAGAAAAAUGACAAGAUCAUGUACUUAUUCAAGAAUAACAGAAGUUUAAGUCCCUAAUUCAGUUAAUUGAUUACACUUACUUUCUUGUUUAUACAGUAUCUUGUUGAUACUAUGCAUGUACCCACUGUGUCCUAAUAAAUUGUUCAUUUGACC